AUGGUUAUACUUAACUCUAUCUUUAUUUUGCAGAUAUGUUUUAUAUUUGCGGUUCUUGCAGUUCAAAUAGUACAUUCGAAACGCUUGGAUCCAGGACCGCAAACAUUUCCUGAACAAAUAUCAGCAACACAAAAUUCACAAAAGAGAUAUACUACAAAGGAGAUCGUCGUAUAUCUUACACCUAGCCAAAUUAGCGCUUUACGAGAAGGCAGAGGGUAUAUUGAUGCUCUCACAACCGAUCAAGCUGAAACUUCUGAAGGAAACCAGGAAGAAUCAGAAGAGUCUCUACAAGAACAAGAGGACAAUUUCCAAUCCUUUGUAGAAGCCUCUGAGGAAUUGGAAAAGGAAAACGAUGAGAUACCAUCAUUGAUACCAGCGGUAGAUUCUAAUUUGGAGGAAGUUAAAGAAGACCCGCAAUUUUCAUUAGUAUACAAUCAACCUCAAGAUAGGAAAUUUGUCCCAUCUCCUGAAGACAAUUACGCUUACUUAAGUUUUUAUCCCGAAUCUGAAACACAAACUGAAGAAAAUCGACUUGAAUCAGAAGAAAGCGAAGAAGAACCGGAAGAGGCUCAGCCAGAAUCCCUGCCCGAGACUCAGUCGGAAACUCCUCAACUGCAACUAUUUAAGCUUGUGCGGUAUGAAAGUGAUACUGUAAAAAGCACACCCACAACAACAAAGGCUCCUCAACAAAAGUCUCCUAAAGAACGCCGUCUACUAGUGUUGAAAAAAAAUCGCUCACAGUUGAGAAAGGCAUCACUUGUGCAAGGAAAAACCACUACUUCCGUAGAGCAACCACAAACUGAGCCUGAAACUAUCUUGUCAAAACUGCGGUUCUCUGCAAGAUACAGUAAUCAGAGACAAACAACUGAAAAUGACGACAAACGCAGAAAAAAUAUAUUAGAAAAACAAAAGGCCCUUAUUCAAGCCGAGGCUCGUAAUAAAAACGCUCCUGUUGUAGAUCGUAAAGAGCUGAAAGUAACAAAAUACCAACAGACACCUUCCAUAAAACGUGUAAAAGUUCCCACGCCCGUCUUAGUACCGUUAAACGAACUGAUUAAAGUAAAAGUUCCUCGCCCCUUCCCAGUGCCACUGGAAAUUAACAAGCCAAUUUUUGCCCAGACUGCAAAAGACAAAAAGGUGGAAGUGGAGGAUACUUCAGCUCCAGCUCGCACUGAAUGUACAUAUGCCCCUGAAACAUUAUCAACUGCAGCUGACAAGGCAUCCUUAGAAGAUCGCCGUAGACUUGCUGAAGCCAGGAAAGAAAUUUCUAUAGACGUUCCUUCGCGUAAACCAAAGAAAGUAACCAUUAUUCGACAUGUCUGGGAGAAAAAAUGA
Messenger RNA from Parnassius apollo (apollo), 1335 nucleotides. The record is from the annotation of a GenBank genome assembly. Lineage: Eukaryota; Metazoa; Arthropoda; Insecta; Lepidoptera; Papilionidae.